Molecule: messenger RNA, 2660 nt
Organism: Cyclopterus lumpus (lumpfish)
Lineage: Eukaryota; Metazoa; Chordata; Actinopteri; Perciformes; Cyclopteridae
Gene: pabpc4
Product: poly(A) binding protein, cytoplasmic 4 (inducible form)
Cellular component (GO): ribonucleoprotein complex
Molecular function (GO): RNA binding
Source: RefSeq, a predicted model, not a curated record
ACAACCGUGAGUGUCUAACUCACCGUUCUUGAAAAACUUAAAAUAAAAAUAAUAUAAAAAAUAUAAAAUCCACAAAAUCUUCAUAAAAACAAGAAUAUUUACUUUAAAAAAAAAUACAAACUUUUAAUACAUUAAAAAAAAAAAACUGCAAAAAUAUUAAUACAAAAAAAAAACUAAAACAGGUCUCGGAGGUGUCUACCAAAGGAAGAAAUACUUCAGCAGAGAUCAUUUAUAUCGUAAUUUUUUUUUUAGGUUUGACCUUUUUUCUUUUUUAAUUUUUCUCUCGCUGGACCAAAGAGCCAGUUGUCUUUAUAAUAUUUGGGCGAAUUGACGCGCAGUUCGGACUCGGGGAAUACAGCUCAUACCGGCGUUUUGGAGCCUGGUAUUCAUUCACAUUGAGAUCUCCGAGAUAUGAACACAGCGACCGGGAGUUAUCCGAUGGCUUCCCUCUACGUUGGCGACCUGCACCCCGAUAUCACGGAGGCUAUGCUGUAUGAGAAAUUCAGCCCAGCCGGACCGGUGCUCUCCAUUCGGGUGUGCCGCGACAUGAUCACCCGGCGGUCUCUCGGAUACGCCUAUGUGAACUUUUCUCAACCCGCUGACGCUGAGAGAGCCCUGGACACCAUGAACUUUGACGUGGUGAAAGGGAAGCCCAUCAGAAUCAUGUGGUCCCAAAGAGACCCCUCCCUCAGGAAAUCUGGAGUGGGCAACGUGUUCAUCAAGAACCUGGACAAGUCCAUUGACAACAAAGCCUUGUACGACACCUUCUCUGCCUUUGGCAACAUCCUCUCCUGCAAGGUGGUGUGUGAUGAAAAUGGCUCCAAGGGCUACGCCUUUGUCCACUUUGAGACCCAGGAUGCCGCUGAUCGUGCCAUUGAGAAGAUGAACGGCAUGCUUCUGAAUGAUCGCAAGGUGUUUGUGGGCCGCUUCAAAUCUCGCAAGGAACGGGAGGCUGAACUUGGUGCCAAAGCCAAGGAGUUCACCAAUGUCUACAUUAAGAACUUUGGAGAUGAGAUGACUGAUGACCAGCUGAAGGUGGUCUUUGACAAAUAUGGUAAAACGCUCAGCGUGAAGGUGAUGAUAGACCCCACCGGCAAAUCCAGAGGCUUUGGCUUCAUUAGUUACGAGAAACAUGAGGACGCUAACAAGGCUGUAGAGGACAUGAAUGGCACCGACCUCAACGGCAAAACUGUGUUUGUGGGCCGGGCUCAGAAGAAGAUGGAGCGGCAGGCGGAGCUGAAGAGGAAGUUUGAGGUGCUGAAACAAGAGAGGAUCAGCCGUUAUCAGGGUGUUAAUCUUUACAUUAAGAACCUGGAUGACACCAUAGAUGAUGAGAAACUGCGCAAGGAGUUCUCUCCGUUCGGGUCUAUAACAAGUGCUAAGGUGAUGCUAGAUGAGGGUCGCUCCAAGGGCUUCGGCUUUGUCUGCUUCUCCUCCCCCGAAGAGGCCACCAAGGCCGUGACUGAGAUGAACGGACGCAUCGUGGGCUCCAAACCCCUCUACGUGGCUCUCGCUCAGCGCAAAGAGGAGCGCAAAGCCCACCUGACCAACCAGUACAUGCAGCGUAUUGCCGGCAUGAGGGCCGUGCCGGCUAACGCCAUCAUCAACCAGUUCCAGCCCGCCAGUGGCUACUUCAUGCCAGCAGUGCCUCAGGCCCAGAAUAGGACUACAUACUAUGCACCCAAUCAGCUGGCUCAAAUGCGACCCAACCCCAGAUGGCAGCAGCAAGGGGGCAGAGGUCAAGGUGGUUACCAAGGGAUACCCAGCUCACUACGUCAGCCAGGACCCCGUGCCAACCUGAGACACAUGAGUCCUGGUGGCGGCACACAGGGCCCACGAGCCUCCGGCCAGGCCAUGGCUCCUCGUCCAUCAAUGGGAGCCCCCGGCCCCCGGGCCACUCCUUACAAAUAUGCCACUGGUGUCCGUAACCCCAACCCCCAGGUGAUGCAACCUAUUGCCUACAGCAAGGCUCAGCCAGCUGUGCACAGUCAGGGCCAGGAGCCUCUCACGGCCUCCAUGCUGGCUGCUGCGCCCCCUCAGGAGCAGAAACAGAUGCUUGGUGAGCGCCUUUUCCCCCUGAUUCAGUCCAUGCAUGCCAACCUGGCAGGAAAGAUCACCGGCAUGUUGCUGGAGAUCGACAACUCUGAACUGCUGCAUAUGCUCGAGUCCCAUGAGUCUCUGCGCUCAAAGGUGGAAGAAGCCGUCGCUGUGCUACAAGCCCACCAGGCAAAGAAAGAUGCGACUCAAAAAGUGGGCAGCAUAGCUACUACUGUUUCUGCUGCCACAGCCUGAAGACUGCCUGCUGUAUUGAAUUGAGAGAUGCAGAGAGACACACACUACACUGACUCCAAACACCCGACUCCUCUUAAGAAUCAGCAAUAAGGAAGAAAAAAAAAAGAGGAAAAUAUAAUGAAAAAAUAAUACUUGAAUAUUUUGAAAUAUAUUACAGUUCAUCAUUUUUCUAGUUCUGUAAAACUUACUAAAAGCAAUUAUGCAAAUGAAUCUUGAAAGAAGGUCUUUCAAAGUGUGGCAAAGGUGAGAAACUGUUCCUUUUCUUUGCUUUACAUUUUAAUGUUUGAUUUGAAAUGAUGGACUCUUCCCUCCUAUCAUGUUAUCAUGGGUGUGUGGUAUUCUCAAUAAAAAGAUGAUAUAUCAAGGUU